Molecule: messenger RNA, 1132 nt
Organism: Oryza sativa Japonica Group (Japanese rice)
Lineage: Eukaryota; Viridiplantae; Streptophyta; Magnoliopsida; Poales; Poaceae
Product: MYB-like transcription factor ODO1
Source: RefSeq, a predicted model, not a curated record
CCGAGCAGCGCCGGAACCUCUCCAAAUUAAGACUCGGGUGAGCUCAUCAGGCUCAGUUCAUCCCUCUCGUGAGAUACAGAUAGCCUCGCAAAUCAGGGAUCAGCGUGUGAUGGGCAGGCAGCCGUGCUGCGAGAAGGUUGGCCUGAAGAAGGGGCCAUGGACGGCCGACGAGGACCAGAAGCUGGUCACCUUCCUCCUCUCCAAUGGCCACUGCUGCUGGAGGCUCGUCCCCAAGCUCGCAGGGCUGCUCAGGUGUGGGAAGAGCUGCCGGCUGAGGUGGACGAACUACCUGCGGCCCGACCUCAAGAGGGGCCUCCUUUCCGAAGAGGAGGAGAAGCUGGUCAUUGACCUCCACGAGCAGCUCGGCAACAGAUGGUCCAAGAUUGCGGCACGGCUCCCCGGGAGGACGGACAACGAGAUCAAGAACCACUGGAACACCCACAUCAAGAAGAAGCUCAAGAAGAUGGGCCUUGAUCCCGUCACUCACCGGCCGGUGAUGUCACUCGCUCAGCCUGAUCCCCUGAAGCAGCAGCAGCAGCAGCAUGAACCGUCCGUCUCCGGCGGCACCGGUGCCGACGACAAGGAGGAGGAGGAGGAGGAGACGCCGACGAGCGCCCAGCCACAGGGCGUCGCUUGCGCUGCUUCAUCCGCCUCCGCCGUGUCGUCGUCAUGCUCCUCGUCCGCCUCGGCCUCCGCCGCGACACCCGGCGCGGACGUGGACUGGCCCGGCCUCUUCGAGGUGGAUGCCAUUCUUGACAUUGACUGGGCUGGCUUAUUGUCUGCCUGCGGCGACGAUGGCGGCUGCAGCGCCAUUGGCGUCGAUAUGUUGUUCGACCAAUGCUCUGACGUUGGCUUUGAUCAAGAUGUGUGGAUGUGAUCCUGAUCCUGACAGGAGAGUUUACGUCCGUGAGUAGAAUUAGAUUGGCCGUGAAGUUGAGAUUCAUAUCUUCUUCUUUCACUCUUCUUUGUUUUCCUAUAUUGAAUUCGUCCAUGACAAGCAUGCAUAUUUGUUGACAAUGAAGAAGAGAAGAAAUGGUUUGGUGUGUUUUGUGAUAAAAAAUGUAGAAAGUGUUCAAGCAGUUGCAGUUCACUUCAUUUCGGGGAAUCCAUCCCUUAUGAGCAAACAUCAAAA